This is a messenger RNA of Medicago truncatula (barrel medic), 995 nucleotides long. Its product is annotated as protein trichome birefringence-like 8. The transcript has 3 exons. The record is from RefSeq and is a predicted model, not a curated record. NCBI's taxonomy places the organism in Eukaryota, Viridiplantae, Streptophyta, Magnoliopsida, Fabales, Fabaceae. Gene Ontology annotation, cellular component: Golgi apparatus. The coding region runs from base 1 to 894 and encodes 297 amino acids. Gene Ontology annotation, molecular function: O-acetyltransferase activity.
AUGAAUAGAGACUUAGCAUAUGCACUCUCUUUUCUUUUCGUCUUACUAUCUUCUCUAUUCUAUUUCAACCUCCCUAACUUUGAUCCAAAAACUCUUUUUCGUUUUGAUUUCUUAUCACAUACAGCUCUUAAUAAUUCACAAAAGUCACUACCAAUUGAAGCAUGUGAUUUUUCCAAAGGUCAAUGGGUUUGGGACGAAACUUAUUAUUCACAUAAGUUGUACGAUGAAAAUUGUCCCUUUCUUGAUCCCGGCUUCCGGUGCCGGCAAAAUGGACGGAACGAUGAAGGUUAUCGUCAAUGGAGAUGGCAACCUAAUGAUUGUAACCUUCCACGAUUCAAUGCCAGUGACCUCCUAGAGAGGAGUCGCAAUGGACGCAUUGUGUUUGCAGGUGAUUCAGUGGGCAGAAACCAAUGGGAGUCAUUACUUUGCAUGCUAUCAAAAGGGGUCUCUAACCUCUCAAAAAUAUAUGAAGUGAAUGGAAAUCCCAUAAGCAAACACAAGGGCUACUUGGUGAUGAAAUUUGAGGAAUACAACAUGACUGUAGAAUAUUAUAGGGCACCUUUCUUGUCUAUUAUAGGUCAUCCACCACCAAACUCAUCUACUGACAUUAAAAUGACUAUCAGACUUGAUGAGUUACAUUGGUAUUCUAAUAACUGGAAGGGAGCAAAUGUUCUUGUUUUCAAUAAUGGUCAUUGGUGGAACUUAGACAAAACUAUCAAGUCGGGUAUCUAUUUCCAGGAAGGUGGGAAGGUAAAUGUGACUAUGACAGUGAAAGAAGCUUUUAGGAGAUCCUUACAGACAUGGAAAUCAUGGGCAUUGAGUAAUCUAAAUCCUAUGAGGAGUUUCGUCUUCUUUCGUAGCUAUGCCCCUGUUCAUUACAGGCAAGUAUAUUAACACAUUUAUGUGACCUUGAUAAUCAUAAAUUCAAUUUAAAAGCAUUAAAAUGAACGGCAUGAGGGGGUGGGGGAUGCAAUCCAGAAUUUGAGGAAGUUUAA